AUGCUCAGAGCCUUGACAGUCGUCGCCCCGUCGGCGCGGCUCCUCUCUGGGCCUGCAGCUUCCAUAAUAGCUGCUUCAAAGUCCGCUUUCAGCGCAGCGCAUGUCCUGAACAACACAAGAACCCCCAUACUCCGCCACGCUACAAUCCUCCAACUUUCGCGCGCCUUCACAUCCACGUCACCGACACGCUCCCCGUCACCCUUCCGCCUCGCCUCAAACAAGAAACCCACUCCCUCUCCCACUCCAUCAGCCGAAACUGAGCCCUCAGCAGAAGACAUCUACAGCGCUUACCAACCAAAGCGCCAAUGGCCCCCAGACAUGUCCAAGCUCUCCCAGAAACACCAGUUCCGGCUCGAACGCAAGUACCGCCGGCGCGCAGCACUGAAGUAUGCGCGGCCGAAGUUCAUCAAAGGCGUUACCCUGGCGCAGUGGGUCAUUAUUGGAUUUGUCGCGGUCUAUGCGAUUCUAUUUAUGGACUGGGAUACGAGGGAGACGCCGUUUGAUGGGCUUCGAGAGCGCGUCUUCUCCAGUAUCCGCUCUGUGUUUUCCAGUCCAGCACCCCCUAACCCUGUGCGCAGGACCGGUGAAAACAAUAACUCAGCCUCGCGGAGUGAGUCGGAGUAA
Penicillium lagena is the source of this 624-nucleotide messenger RNA. RefSeq lists its product as uncharacterized. The coding region runs from base 1 to 624 and encodes 207 amino acids. The transcript is spliced from 4 exons. The record is from RefSeq and is a predicted model, not a curated record. Lineage: Eukaryota; Fungi; Ascomycota; Eurotiomycetes; Eurotiales; Aspergillaceae.